This is a messenger RNA of Planococcus citri (citrus mealybug), 2293 nucleotides long. RefSeq names its product serine/threonine-protein phosphatase PP1-beta catalytic subunit. The coding region runs from base 166 to 1131 and encodes 321 amino acids. Gene Ontology annotation, molecular function: protein serine/threonine phosphatase activity. Lineage: Eukaryota; Metazoa; Arthropoda; Insecta; Hemiptera; Pseudococcidae. Gene Ontology annotation, cellular component: cytoplasm; nucleus. The transcript is spliced from 7 exons. The record is from RefSeq and is a predicted model, not a curated record.
UCCAACGUAAUUUGUAAAUUUCUUCAUCUAAAUAAUACGUAGUAGUGUUUUUGUGAUUGUACCAGAACAGGUUGUGAAAAAAUUUUGAUCAUAAGUGUUUGAACUUGAUCGAUGGGUAUUGAUAAGUAGAAAAAUUGCUCACCCAGAUACUCAAGAAUUUUUGUAAUGGCUGAUGUUGAGCUUAAUAUUGACGGUCUCAUACAAAGGUUAUUGGAAGUUCGAGGAUGCAGACCAGGCAAAUCGGUGUCUAUGUCCGAACAAGAAGUUCGAGGAUUGUGUUUGAAAUCACGAGAGAUAUUCCUUCAACAGCCCAUCUUGUUAGAGUUGGAAGCUCCUUUGAAGAUAUGCGGUGACAUACACGGACAAUAUACUGAUUUACUUCGAUUAUUCGAGUAUGGCGGAUUCCCUCCGGAUGCGAAUUACUUAUUUUUAGGCGAUUACGUCGAUAGAGGAAAACAAUCGCUGGAAACAAUCUGCCUAUUGUUAGCGUACAAGAUUAAAUACCCCGAGAACUUCUUCUUACUUAGGGGUAAUCACGAAUGCGCUAGUAUUAACAGAAUUUAUGGAUUUUACGACGAAUGUAAACGAAGAUAUAAUAUAAAGUUAUGGAAAACGUUCACUGAUUGUUUCAAUUGUUUGCCUAUCGCGGCCAUAAUUGACGAGAAAAUAUUCUGCUGUCAUGGUGGAUUAAGUCCUGAUUUGCAAGGAAUGGAACAAAUUCGUCGUAUUAUGAGACCAACCGAUGUACCUGAUACAGGUUUGUUGUGUGAUUUACUUUGGUCAGAUCCUGACAAAGAUGUUCAAGGUUGGGGCGACAACGAUCGAGGUGUUUCCUUUACGUUUGGUGCUGAUAUCGUUAGUAAGUUCCUGGCCAGACACGAUUUAGAUCUUAUAUGCCGUGCCCAUCAGGUCGUUGAAGACGGUUAUGAAUUUUUCGCCAAAAGACAAUUAGUGACUUUGUUUUCGGCUCCCAAUUAUUGCGGCGAGUUUGAUAACGCUGGUGGUAUGAUGUCGGUCGAUGAUCAGCUAAUGUGUUCUUUCCAGAUUCUCAAACCAUCUGAAAAGAAAGCCAAAUACCAGUACGGUAGUUUGAAUUCAGCACGUCCUAAUACACCUCCGAAGCGAAAAUGAUUCCUUCAUUCUUUCAAAAAACCCUUCAAGAGUUUUUUCAAAUUUUAACUAAUCGCGAUUUACAUAACGGACACACUAUCGGAAGUACCUUUCAUCAAUAAUCCUUCAUUAAUGUAUCAUUUCCAACGGGAUUUUUUUAGCUUUCGUGUUUUUAAUACUCUUUUCAAAGUUGGUCAUCUCGGAUAAUCCAUCCUAUUCAUGUUUUUCUUAAAAUUAUUCUUAAUCAUUUGCUUUUUAUCUAUAUCUAUAGAUUUUUUUUUUUAACCAGUUAGUAUAUUAUUUUAGUGUAAUUGAAUUUUGGCCCGAUGCCAAAACCAAAAAAAAGAAUGAUCGGAGCAAUAAUUUCGUCCUCAUUUUCCCUGUUUUCCUUACUUUAUUUUUUGUUGAUUGAGUUUCUUAUUUUUUUUUUGUUUUAUUUUUUAAGUUGCACAACUUGUAUAAAAAUUUUUGAAUUUUUUUCAUCUUCCACUUCGUGUUGUUUUUCUUUUUUUUUUUACCUUAAGGUCGUUUUGUUUGACAUUUUAAUAACUUUCAAGGCUUUGCACAAUUUUCUAUAAAUUUAAGAAAACUGUCAUUGUUUUUGUCCAAUUUUAAUACUUAUUUAGGUAAUUUAUAUAAGUUUAAUUUUUGUCACUUUAUUAGUUGAGAUGAUGAAUCUGUAGAGUUUUUUUUUUUUUUUUUGUGAUAAAACGACAACGCCUUUUCUUUAGGUUGAUCGAGUAGACCAAAAAAAAAAACAUUUGCUGUAAUGUGGUACUUUUACAAUUUUUUUUAACUAGUCUUGAUUUUUAGUUCGGGAGGUUGUUCUUGUUUAUAUACGUAAAAAAAUCGUAUUUAAUUUGUAGAUUAAAACGAAUGUGUAUUUGUUCUGCUAUCUCAGAUCGUGUUGUUGGUUCCUAAACUAGGGCGCGUGAUUAUGUAAAUAAUUAAUUUUUCUUCGGCAAAUACACAUUCCAACGGAGCUAUCGAAUUUGUGCUAAUUGAAUAAUUACGUAGCGGGUCGUAAAAGUAUCGCGAAAUCGAUAAAGAAAAAUUGAUAAAAAUAACGUUGAUAUGUAAUUGACUAAAAGAAAAAAUUAAACUAUUAUUGUACAUUAUUAAAAUGAUAACAUUAAUCGAAGAUGUAAAAUUCUAUACACCAAAUACAAAUUUUACCCUAAAA